UUUUGGGAUGGGGGUGGGAAAUGGGCCCGGGGGCCAGGAGUGGCCUUGGUGGACGCUGCAGGUGUGGCCCAGGGGGGGCCCCAGCAGUGACCGGGUCCCCUCCGGGGCCGCGGAGCCUCUGGUGGGGUCACAGCCUCACGCGGGGCUCCGGUUUAGGAUCCCGGGAAUGCCAAACCCGAGCGGUGACCGCGGGAGGAUCGCUGUGUCUGGUGCCGGAGGAACCCCCGUGGGAGUGGACACAGGUCAAAUGGGUAGUGGAAAUUGAUUCAUCAACGCAGCAGAAGAUCCUGAGGGCCACCAAGGAUGGAGUUUUCUUCUAUCCCAGAGAUCCCCUCAAUGGGAGAGGGAAAUUCCAGCGGGAAAACCUCUCCCUGUGCAUCUCCCCGGCUCACAGAGCAGAUAACGGGGUCUAUAAGGCCGAGUUCGAGAAUUUCUCAGGGUUUUUCUCUCAGUGCUUCCGAGUGUCCGUGUGGGAGCCCAUCGCGCAGCCGGAGCUGAGAUCCCAAAUCCUGCAGCGGGAUCGGGGCUGGUGCCGCCUGGCCCUGCUCUGCUCCAGCCCCGGGAACGUCUCCUACAGCUGGGCCUGUGCCGGGGCUGCGCCGGGGGAGGUCCCGGGGGAGAUCCCGGGGGAGAUCCCGGAGGAGAUCCCGGGGGAGAUCCCGGGGGAGAUCCCAGGAGAGGUCCCGGGGGAGAUCCCGGGGGAGAUCCCGGGGGAGAUCCCGGGGAUCCCCUCCCGCCUGAUCCGGAGGCUCCCCGAGGGCGCGGAACCCCAAAUCUGCCUCUGCAACGUCAGCAGCCCCGCGGGGUGGAGCGCGGCCCGCGCCCAGCUCACCUGCCCAGGAAUUCCAGGGAAUUUCAGCCGCUGGACCCCGCUGGCCGUGGCCGUGGCCGUGGGGCUGAUCCUGCUCCUCGUGGGCAGCUGCUGCUGGUGGAGGAAGAGGAGGAAGAAUUCCCGGGAAGAGACCCCCGGAGCCCCCCCGGGACCCCCGGAGCAGGAGCUGACGGUCUACGCCGAGGUGGGAGAGAAGAAACCCCGCCAGGACCCCGCCGGGACCGGCGAGGCCACCCAGGAAGGAGCCACCAUCUACGCCGUGGUCACUCCCAGGAUGCUGGAGCACCCCAGGCACCAGGAGGAACGCGGGAAUUUCACCCUUUACUCCACGGUCCAGUUUGGCCAGAGGCCUUCCUCCAUCAAGAGGAAGAGGCUGGACCCAGCUUUGGUCUCCACUGCCUACUUGGAGGAUAACGGGGGUUACAGGCGCCUGGGCUUCCCAAAUCCUGCCGGCCACCAGCGCCCCUAAAACCCCGGAAUUCCCAUCCCUGUGGAAUUCUUCUCCUGGAAACUCCAGCGGCCACUGGGAUCCCACCCCAUGGAAUAGAAAUAUCCAGAAAUCCGCGGCUUUUCGCCCAAGAUUCACCCCCCAGCUGUGCCUCGGAGCGAAGAUUUGGGGAUGGGAAACUCCGGAAGGGAUUUGGGAUUGGACAGGCGGGAUGGGCGGGGAGUGGGAAUUUUGUGGGGUUUUUAGGGCUUGGA
This is a messenger RNA of Vidua chalybeata, 1534 nucleotides long. RefSeq lists its product as uncharacterized. Gene Ontology annotation, molecular function: MHC class I protein binding. The coding region runs from base 21 to 1301 and encodes 426 amino acids. The record is from RefSeq and is a predicted model, not a curated record. The transcript has 8 exons. Gene Ontology annotation, biological process: natural killer cell activation involved in immune response. Gene Ontology annotation, cellular component: external side of plasma membrane. NCBI's taxonomy places the organism in Eukaryota, Metazoa, Chordata, Aves, Passeriformes, Viduidae.